AUGUCUCUGUACGACCGGGCGCUGGGCGAGCUCGUCGUGGUUAAGGCGCUCGUGGACAUCCCCCCCUUGCCCACGGCCUUUGUGGAGGGAUUCGACAUAAAAGAAAUGAAAGCCGGAGAAAGGCAAUGGAUGCCGAUUUAUCUAGCCAUCACCCUUUCGUCCUUCACCUAUGUCGAUGUGGAGUUCCCCUUCUGGUUCUACAUAAAGAAUUUUAUAAAUAUAAAGGAAGAGGAGUACAAAAACCAGAGUGAGCUCUUUGAUCUUCCUUCUCCCUACUUCUUCGAGAUUUGCUUCAUGUUCAUUGACCAGAAAGUAUUUUCGAAGGUCACUCCGAUAGAAACGGUAGGGCAGAAGAGCUACUUCAAGUACAUGUCUAAGGUGGCAGGCUACGUCGAAGACAUCAGGCACUGCAGGACGGAGAAAAUCAUCAGACACCUAGAGCAGCAAAAUGUGCACUCGUCCCACAUCUACAUCCCAAAUCUGCAGCACUCCGAGACGCACCUAAUCAACUUAACCUUAUACAGCUUUUGGAAGUAUGACAAGGGAUUAAACGAAAAGGCUAACUCGAUAGACUUUACCUCCUACCUUUUGGAGCCUUUCAUAAAAGACGAAGAGGACGAAAAGGACGCGAACCUCUUGCAGGACCUUUAG
Molecule: messenger RNA, 651 nt
Organism: Plasmodium cynomolgi strain B
Lineage: Eukaryota; Apicomplexa; Aconoidasida; Haemosporida; Plasmodiidae
Exons: 3
Coding region: 1-651 (216 amino acids)
Biological process (GO): double-strand break repair via break-induced replication; DNA replication
Cellular component (GO): nucleus; GINS complex
Source: RefSeq, a predicted model, not a curated record